Messenger RNA from Prorocentrum cordatum, 1938 nucleotides. The record is from the annotation of a GenBank genome assembly. Lineage: Eukaryota; Dinophyceae; Prorocentrales; Prorocentraceae.
AUGCUGGUGAGUGCUUGUGUUGUUCCAGAAAACAGCAGCAGCAACAGCAGCAGCAGCGCCAUCAUUAUCCUCAUGACUGCAGUUUGUGUAGUCGUCGCCGCCGUGUUUCUCUUCGUCCCUCAAUUCAAGCGCUUCCCGCAUUCCUCCGUAGCCAUUUUGGCUCAGGGCACGAGGCGAGCGCCACGGAGGGGCCGCUUGCCUGCGCCGUCGAGAGAUCCUCGGAGUCCGAACCCCGGCCGUGCCAGGGCCAAGCGAAGAGCCAUGGCCGACUACGCCGCGGUCGCGGGGCUUCGGGCGGCCGCGGACGCCGGGGCCCCGGGGGCCAGCGGCACCGAGGCCCCCGCCGAGGUGCCGGCCGCCGACCGAGGGAGGCUGCCGCGGCGGGCGUGCGUCGUCGCCGUGUGCUGUACUGCGGUGGGGAUGGCGCUGUGGUGCGCAGCAGGCAGGGGCCCGAGCGUGUGGGCCCGAGCGCGGGGCCUCACGGGAGAAGAGGGUGCGAACAGGCCGAGCCAUCGCAAUCUCACCCUGCACCCCGAUGCGGCGGAGAAUCUCGCUGGGAUGGGGACAUCUGGGACUAUCAACGACAGAGUCGCCGAGAUCUUGACGCACGACUGGUCGCCAGUCAAGGGGAAGAGUUGCUGGCGCGUCGGCUUCGGCAGCGGGCACUUCCCCGACGGCAGCACGAGCGAGGACCACGGGAGCAACCGCACCUUGGACGCGUGUCUGAAAGCGUGCAUGGAGAACGAUUUCUGCCACGGAAUCACUGUGGAAGCAGGCAAGAAUACGAGUGGGCCGUGUUGGCUGCUCCCGGAGCUGGUGCUCGACGAGUGCCAGGGCGGCCCCUCCUACGACACCUACAGGCGGGGCCCCAUCCCGGACCGCAUCGCGCAGAUCCAGGAGAUCUCCGGCUGGAGGCGCUAUGCGGGCCUCAAUUGUUACCCCGGCUCUGGCAGCUGGAAUUUCCCAGAGAUCACCGGCACCCACUUCCAGACCUACGCGGGGCGAAAGAUCACCGUGAACGAGUGCAUGAUACGCUGCGAGCAGGACCCGCUGUGCGAGGCCAUCGUCGUGGCCCACCAGGACCGCGCGGCGUUCACCCCCUGCCAGCUGCGCCAUCUGGUGGUGCCCGGGUCGUGCUCCAAGAACGGGGCGUUCGACACCUGGAGGAUGGACCAGGGCCGCACCCUCGCCCCCGGCGUCGAGGAGCCCGCCGCAGCGCUCGGACGGGACAGGCUGCACGGCGUCCUCGACAUGGUCGAGGGGGAGGGUUUCGACAAGCUCGACCUGACGAGGUGUGCGCUGGUCGGGGCGUCCGGGGUGAUGAAGGGCUCGCACAAGGGCGCGGAGAUCGAUGGGCACACUGCCGUCAUCAGGAUCAACCGCCUGCCCAGGGGCGAGUACUACGCCGACUUCGGCGCAAAGACUGACUUUUUGUAUGUCAGCCACGAGUGGUCGGGGGCCGUCUCUUUGAUGGGUGGUGAAAACGCCAAGGUGAUCAAGUGCGCCGACGCCGUCGGUUGUCCCAAGGCCGGGAUCAUUGCCCGCGGGGACCUUGUUAGGUGCAAGCCCAGCGAGAUGGCUUCCAAUUGGGGCCUCGACCAUACCCUGGUGGGCUGCACGCACACGAACAUAUCGAGGAUGGUUGCCACGGGAUUUCACACUCUGCAUGGAGCUUUGGCCACCACGGGCCUCCAUGCGUUUUUCACGUUCCUGCCUGUGUGUGACGAGCUCAACCUGUACGGUUUCGGAGGUAUAAGCACGGCAGACGGCCACUCGGAAUGGACCAAAGGACACAAUCUCUUCCAGGAGCACUUGAUUCAGGACCACGUCAUCAACAGGCAGUGGGGCUCGGUACCGUGGAGGAACAAGUUCAGAGAGUUCGAUUGGAUGAAGAGGGUCAUGGGAAAGGUGAGGAAGGUGGUCGGCACGGUGGCGUGA